Molecule: messenger RNA, 3619 nt
Organism: Microtus oregoni (creeping vole)
Lineage: Eukaryota; Metazoa; Chordata; Mammalia; Rodentia; Cricetidae
Gene: Knop1
Product: lysine rich nucleolar protein 1
Exons: 5
Coding region: 84-1628 (514 amino acids)
Source: RefSeq, a predicted model, not a curated record
UCCGUGUAGUGACCGAAGAGUCCACCGAACCUCCCGCCUCCUGGCGCAGCGCGCUGCGUUUGGACACCUGUCAGAACGCCGCCAUGCACGCGGUUUCCAAAGCAACCGUGGGCGACGUGAGGCCUCGACCCGGAAGUAGACAUCCCUCCCGGGGGCGGGCCAGAAGCGAAAAAAUGACUUCCGGGUCGCAGCAGCGCGGGCGCUCACGUGGGGUCGUUUGGCUUGCGGGUGCACCAGGAAUGGUCACCAAGACUCAGAAAGUAGACCUGGGCCCCCAGCUCCCAGAGAAGAAGAAAAAGAAGAAGAAGAGAAAGAAGGCGAUGGUUACAGAGGUCACAGAACCGGAGACUCAAUACUCAGUCUUAAACAAUAAUGACUAUUUUGUUGAUAUUUCUCCUCCAAGAGUCACAUCCCCCUCCAACAGUGUGGGUGAAGGACAGGACCCUGAGACAUCACUGGGCAAGAGAAAGAAGAAGAAAAAGUCCCCUAGUGCUCACUUGGAGGAGCACCUGGAGUCUGAGGCCACACAGAGAGGAUGGAAAAAGUCCCCCAGCCCUAGAAGGCUGGUUUGUGAGCAGUCAGCAGAAUGCCUCAGUGGAGAGAAGAAAAAGAAGAGGAGGAAGUCCUUACCACCAGCCACCUCCCAAGGCUCAGUGCUGAAGACCUCCCCAGACCCCAAGCGUGCUGAGGAAGUAAGCAAAGCCAGUAAGAAGGCCAAAAAACACAGGAAGGAAAAAAAGGUUCUGGACGUUGAGGCCUGUCCUCCCCAGGACUCUUGGUUCUAUGAGGCUGGGGAUGCUCUGUGCCCAUGCUCAGGGGAGACAGAGGGUGAGGAGCAGGCGGCCUUGGGGCAGAAAAGGAAGCAGGGGAGCCCCAGAGAGCACAGCACAAAGAAAAAAAAGAAGAAGACCCACCAAGAGGGAGAUACCCUCCCGAUCCACGCCAAGGUCUCCGUAGAGAGCAGCCUGAAGAAAGGAAGUAAGAAGUCACUCAAAAGCGAAGCUUUGGACUACAUCCCGAUAGACAGCCCAAAGGCCCCUGGGAAGAAGAAAGUGAAAUCCAGGAAAAAGGUGGACCAGCCAGACAGUGAAGGGCUGGCUGUGAAAAGGAAGAAAAAGAAGAGGAAAGACAGUGGAGUAAAGGAAGACCACUGGCAGGAGGAAGAAGAGGAGUCGGACACAGACCUGGAGGUGGUACUGGAAAAGAAAGGCAACAUGGAUGAGGCCUGCAUAGAUCAGGUGAGGCGGAAGGCCUUGCAAGAGGAGAUUGAUCGUGAGUCGGGCAAGACAGAAGCUUCAGAACCCAAGAAGUGGACGGGAACCCAGUUUGGCCAGUGGGACACUGCUGGCUUUGAAAAUGAAGAGCAGAAGCUGAAAUUCCUGAAGCUUAUGGGUGGCUUUAAGCAUCUGUCGCCGUCAUUCAGCCGCCCUCCCAGCAUGACUAGCAGGCACAACAUGGCUCUGGACAAGAAGUCUUCAGACACACUCCAGCAGAAUCUGCAGCAGGACUAUGAUCGGGCCAUGAGCUGGAAGUACAGCCGUGGGGCUGGCCUGGGCUUCUCCUCUGAGGCUCGCAAGGUCUUCUACAUUGACCGGAACGCCUCCAAGUCUAUUAAGUUGCAAGAUUAAACUUUAUUGCCCUGUUCCUAAAACUGCAUUCUUGAUCAGUUUUCCAUCUGCCAAGCUGGCUUGGAUCAGUCACCUGCAGAUAUUGAGGACCACUCGUGAUGAGUUUUGGACGAGCAGGUGGAAGCUGCUUAUGUCAGGAACCAGUACCAGUGGCUAAACCUCCUAUUUUCUGUUCUAAACCUUCCACCUCCUUGGGUGAAAGUGUUUUAGUAAUAGUAGCUAGCAGUUGUUGGCAUGUGCAGGGCCCUGACUAAGGUGUUUUCCUUGCAUUGAUGUAUUUAAACCUAAUUACGGAAUGGGUGCUAUUCUCAUCACCUCUUAAGUUCAGGGAUAAAGUAAUAAAAUGCCCAGGGUCACCUCCGCCAAGUGCCAUCAAGAGUACAUCACACAGCUUCACUCAGUGAUCAGUGAAUGGAGAAAGCAAGUGUUGUGCCAUGUCUUCCAUGGGGACCAACAAAUUUGUUUUUCCUCUGGAGAUAGACCUCUGAGCUGGAGGCUUUCCAGCUGUCAUCCUUCCGUCUGAGUGCAGUGCUUGGAUUUGAUGUUUCUACACAUGGAUUGAAUGUCAUACACGGCAUUUUGGACAGCAGGUAACCUACAUGUGGACCCAUGUGAGAUCCUCAACAGUGAGUUAACACAACCUUAGACCACUUGUGUGAAGUCAAACGUAAGGACCAAUGGGAAGGAAGGUGCUUCAUCUGCUGCCGGCACCAUCCCCACCCUGAACUGCACAGCAAGCUCCAGGACGCUCCAGCUUCAGAGAGCCACACGAUGGGACUUUCUUCUACCAGCCCUUGCAGUCUGGCAUUGAGACACACAUAAGGACAUUUUCCUGUCUCUUGGUGUGGCACUUCACACGGAUACCCCAUUGCUGGCCUGCUCUCGCUUAGGCAAAAGUCCUAGCAGGGGUGGGGAGUGGAGGGAUUGAUGCUACACUCAGCCGGGACCUCCAUCCUCCAUCCUCAGCAGUUGUGUAAUUGAGCUGUCGGGAAGCUGGCAGAGGCAGUUCCAGGCUGCCCCACGGUAUUCUGGAGUUGGGAGAAAACCCUCUUUAUGGCCAAAGAAACUUCAGCAGCCUCUUGGGAAACCUUCAUGGCUUCAUUCAGUUGUGUGGAUGGUCCUGUAUCAGCCCCUCUGGUAAGGGAGAUGCCCCUCAGGCCAGCCACAGAGAGGGUGAGGUGUUCCAUACCACCACAUGGGCAGCAGUGGAGAGACCGUCUGAAGCAGCUGCCUCUCCCCACCCUGUCCCGACCCGUUGGCACGGGCCAUGACACAUCUGUUAGCAAAGACCUGUUUAGGCCACUCCCUCAGAUGAACUUGGUCUUUCAUAGAUUCAACCGCAAGGUACAAAAAAGAAGAGCCCUUCAUUCUCAGAGGACAGAAUCCUGUUUAAGUCAGCCGCUAGACCAGUGGUUCUCAACCUGUGGGCCAUGACCUCUAUGUGGGUCUCAUGUUUACGUCACAAAUCCUAACACCAACGUUACAGUUAUGAAGUAGCAACAAUAAUUUUCUGGUUGGGGGUCACCACAACAUGAGGAACAACUGUAUCAAAGGAUCACAGCAUGACAGGUUGAGAACCACAGCUCUAGACCAGUCUGGCCUUGCUCAGGACUGGGGACCAGCUGUGUAACUCCCGUAGUCACACUCCAGUUUGAGCAUGGCUUAGUGCAUCAGAAUCUUGCACAUGGCCAUGUCUGGGUGGGAGAGGGUAGCUGGGUUGUCAUCUCAUGCCACAUACACCUUGGUAGCUGUCACCCAGAUCUUUUCCUUACCUGUUACACACAUCUCAGUGCUGAAGGGCUGACUCGGGUGCUCCAUUUGCUCACCCUUCUCUAGAGAGAAUUGGAGUCUGUAAGCAAAGAAGGCUGUGGGCCUUCUUGGAAUCCAGCUUUGUCUCUGCCACUCAGUGUGGGCACUGAGGGCUGUGCUUCUGUUACCUAGGCUCCUGUCCUACCAGUAGUGGCUUGAACUAUCCCCCACCCCCACCUCCA